AAUCAUGUUUGUGUAGGUUUCCCCCACAGUUCAAAGACGUGGUAUAGGUGAACUAGAAAACAUAUUCCAGAGUAAUUGCCGGUUCAUUCCGCUGUGGCAACCCCUGAUAAAUCAGGGACUAAGCUGAAUGAUAGUGAGUGAGAAGAGUUUCCCAGUUUUUUCUAAGCAUAAAUGUCACAAAUCAUUACUGUUAAAAAGUGAAAAAAAACAGUCUAAUAAUCAUUUUGUGUGGAGUUUCUCAGUCUUCACGUAUAACUUCACUGAAGAUGAAAAAAGACAUCCAUUACAAACUUUUUUGUGAAUUUCCCAGAGUCUGCUGUUCAUGUCUUUUAUUAUAAAGAAAAACUUUCUUGUGUGUGUGUGUGUGUGUGUGUGUGUGUGUGUGUGUGUGUGUGUGUGUGUGUGUGUGUAAAGGAGGAAGUUGUUGAUUCAGUUUGUUCCCGGUUCCUCUUGAGCACGUGACAAACAGCCUUUGAAGUUUAAAAGCCUGUGACUUGACUUACCCCAACAGUGAUGCUGUCAGUCAUGAUCGCGAAGCUCCUGAUUCUCACACUCUUUGCGACAAAGGAUGGACACCACAUCUAUGCUGAAACGAAGCUGGCUGCACCUCAGAACGUGAAGGUGGUCUCCAUCAACAUGGGUGCAGUUGUCGAGUGGACGUCUCCACACAAUUCCAUCAGGAACAUGACGUACACUGUAAGAUAUGUUCCUUGCGAUUGGGGAAAUGUCUCUUCCAUCUGUGUGAAAACCACAGAGCUGAAAUGUGAUGCGGGAGUUUUGCCGUAUGCAUUUGGGUGCUACAUUUUUCAAGUGCGGGCAGAGAAAAAUGGGAUGUUCUCUGAAUGGGCUAAAGCACCCAAAUUUAUACCUCAUCAGCACACUAUCAUAGGACCUCCUGCUGUGCAUCUCGUCAUCCAGAAUAACAGUCUGGAAGUGACUGUUCGAGCACCCAUUCUGAAAAUCGGCAAACUUUCCACAUUUUUUUCACAAGUGACCUACACCAUCAAACACCGGAUCGAAGGCAUUGAAGAUGAGUCAAUAAAGAAAAUUUCUACAUCCAGUGAUGAAGAUGUGAAACAGCGUAUUAAAGGAUUACAUCCAUGGAGCAGAUAUUGUGUUCAGGCAAAGGUGGAUCCCAAAGGCCUUAAAGAAGUGGGACAGUACAGCACUCCUGUAUGUGUGACUAAUGUACCAGUUCUGGUCAGCUGUGGAAUCGCUGCUGUUGUUCUUGUUCCUAUAGCCAUUCUGGCCGCCUGGCUGAUCAUCAAAGUCUACAGAUUCCUCUACCCUAAAACCAAACUACCAGAACAUCUGAAGAAUCUGUUUGUGCCGUCAUUUUGGAGUGCUGAAGCGACCCAACAUCCUCCACACCAGAAAGAACAGCAUGAUAAAAUCAGCACCGUAUCUGAAGACCAGCAGUAUGAGGAGCUCUGUGAGAAAAGCCAGAUCUCCGAGGACGAGCAGUCUGUUUCAUCAUGCGUCCUCGCACCGAUAGAAGAGAUGGAGGAGGACUAUAAACUUCUAAUGCACAUGAAACCCGCACCGCUCUUCUACCCCAACCAGCUCUAUCCAUUGUGCUUGAAGAAUUCACUCUUCACUCAGUCCUGUUGUGGAGGCUCUAGUAGUACUCAAGCUAGUUAUUAUAAUGUAGCGAACUCUGAGCGUGUUUCCUGAUGGCAAAAACAGCCUGCGUGUUUUACUUAGAGAUAGUUUACCUAAAACUGAAAAGUUACGGUGGUUUUUACUUUGAGUUUCUUUAUUAUAAAAAAGGAUAUUUUGAAGAAUAUGUAAAGCUCUAAGCGACUGACAUUCAGUAGGGAACAAAGAUACUAUGGACAUCAAUAUUUCCUUAGACACAUAUUGGACUCUAUUUUAAUGAUCUACGCGCAAAGUCUAAAGUGCAGGGCGCAAAAGCAUUAAAGGUUUGUCUAAAUCCACUUUUGCUAUUUUAAGGACCCAAAAAAUACACUGUGCACCCCGGCUCAUGGUCUAACAGGGUUAUGCUUAUUCUCUUAAUGAGUUAUAGGUGUGUUUUAAGCAUAAUGUGCAUUAAAUC
Molecule: messenger RNA, 2056 nt
Organism: Danio rerio (zebrafish)
Lineage: Eukaryota; Metazoa; Chordata; Actinopteri; Cypriniformes; Danionidae
Source: RefSeq, a predicted model, not a curated record